Molecule: messenger RNA, 3387 nt
Organism: Nycticebus coucang (slow loris)
Lineage: Eukaryota; Metazoa; Chordata; Mammalia; Primates; Lorisidae
Gene: USP4
Product: ubiquitin specific peptidase 4
Exons: 22
Coding region: 54-2948 (964 amino acids)
Biological process (GO): protein deubiquitination
Molecular function (GO): cysteine-type deubiquitinase activity
Source: RefSeq, a predicted model, not a curated record
ACGCCGCAUGAAGGGCGGAUGUCCGGGCCGGCUGGGCCGGGGUCGCGGGCGAGAUGGCGGAAGGUGGAGGCUGUUGUGAGCGACCGGAUGCGGAGACUCAGAAGUCUGAGCUCGGGGCCUUGAUGAGGACAACGCUCCAACGGGGAGCGCAGUGGUAUCUUAUUGACAGCCGAUGGUUCAAACAGUGGAAGAAGUAUGUGGGCUUUGACAGCUGGGAUGUGUACAAUGUGGGUGAACAUAACCUGUUUCCUGGCCCUAUAGACAACUCUGGACUCUUUUCAGAUCCUGAGAGUCAGACCUUAAAGGAACACUUAAUUGAUGAACUAGACUAUGUAUUGGUCCCAACUGAGGCCUGGAAUAAAUUACUAAACUGGUAUGGCUGUGUAGAAGGCCAGCAGCCCAUUGUCAGAAAAGUUGUGGAGCAUGGCCUGUUUGUCAAACACUGCAAAGUGGAGGUAUAUUUGCUGGAAUUGAAGCUCUGUGAAAACAGUGACCUCACCAAUGUGUUCAGUUGCCAUUUCAGUAAAGCAGACACCAUUGCUACCAUCGAGAAGGAGAUGCGGAAGCUAUUUAACAUCCCUGCGGACCGUGAAACACGGCUCUGGAACAAAUACAUGAGCAACACCUAUGAGCAGUUGAGCAAGCUAGACAACACUAUACAGGAUGCUGGGCUAUACCAGGGUCAGGUGCUAGUCAUUGAGCCUCAAAAUGAAGAUGGCACAUGGCCCAGGCAGACCCUACAGUCAAAAUCAAGCACUGUGCCUAGCAGAAAUUUUACUACCUCUCCAAAAUCAUCAGCAAGUCCCUAUUCCUCAGUGUCUGCCUCUCCCAUUGCAAAUGGUGAUAGCACUAAUACCUCUGGGAUGCACAGUUCCGGUGUCAGCAGGGGUGGAUCUGGCUUCUCUGCUUCGUGUAACUGUCAAGAGCCUCCGUCAUCUCAUAUACAGCCUGGGCUCUGCGGACUUGGAAACCUGGGGAACACCUGUUUCAUGAACUCUGCUUUGCAGUGCCUUAGCAAUACAGCACCACUGACUGACUACUUUCUCAAAGAUGAGUAUGAGGCUGAAAUUAACAGAGAUAACCCUCUGGGGAUGAAGGGGGAGAUUGCAGAGGCCUAUGCUGAGCUCAUAAAGCAGAUGUGGUCUGGAAGAGACACUCAUGUGGCACCUCGUAUGUUCAAGACCCAAGUGGGACGUUUUGCCCCUCAGUUUUCUGGCUACCAGCAACAAGAUUCUCAGGAGCUAUUAGCCUUUCUUUUAGAUGGAUUGCAUGAAGAUCUGAACCGAGUAAAGAAAAAGCCCUACCUAGAGCUGAAGGAUGCUGAUGGGCGGCCUGAUGCGGUGGUAGCAAAGGAAGCCUGGGAGAAUCACAGAUUGAGGAAUGAUUCUGUGAUUGUGGAUACUUUUCAUGGCCUCUUUAAGUCUACUUUGGUUUGUCCAGAAUGUGCUAAGGUUUCUGUGACCUUUGAUCCAUUUUGCUAUCUUACUCUCCCACUGCCCUUGAAGAAAGAUCGAGUUAUGGAGGUCUUCCUGGUUCCUGCUGAUCCUCACUGCAGACCUACCCAGUACCGUGUGACUGUGCCACUGAUUGGGGCCGUGUCUGACCUAUGCGAGGCUCUCUCCAGGCUCUCUGGCAUUGCUGUAGAAAAUAUGGUGGUCACAGAUGUGUAUAAUCACCGGUUCCAUAAAAUUUUCCAAAUGGAUGAAGGUUUAAACCACAUCAUGCCUCGGGACGACAUUUUUGUGUAUGAGGUUUGCAGUAUUUCCAUGGAUGGCGCAGAAUGUGUCACGCUUCCAGUCUACUUCAGGGAGCGGAAGUCAAGGGCAUCGAGCACUUCCUCCGGGGCAGUGCUGUAUGGGCAGCCACUGCUGAUUUCUGUCCCCAAGCACAAGUUAACCCUCCAGUCUUUGUACCGGAUUGUUUGUGAUCGUAUCAGCCGGUAUAUGAAAAAGCCUUUGCCUGAUGAGUCUGGUGGCACACCCUUGGAACCAGGGGCCUGCAAUGGCUCCAGGAGUAGUUGUGAAGGAGAAGAUGAAGAAGAAAUGGAGCAUCAGGAAGACGGUAGAGAGCAGCUUUCAGAAGCACAAGGCAGUGGAGAAGAUGAGCCAGGAAGUGACCCCAGUGAAAUCACCCAGAAAAGGGUCAAAGGCCAGCCCUGUCCCAAAAGUCUUUUUACCUUCAGUCUUGUGAACUCCUAUGGGACAGCUGACAUAAAUUCACUUCCAACUGAUGGAAAACUACUUAAACUCAACUCUCGAUCCACACUGGCCAUUGAUUGGGACAGUGAGACCCGGAGCCUUUACUAUGAUGAGCAAGAAUCUGAGAUCUAUGAGAAGCAUGUGAGCAUGUUACAGCCUCAAAAGAAGAAGAAGACCACAGUGGCCCUGAGAGAUUGCAUCGAGCUCUUCACCACUAUGGAGACCCUUGGGGAGCAUGACCCCUGGUAUUGUCCCAACUGUAAGAAGCAUCAGCAGGCCACAAAGAAGUUUGACUUAUGGUCCUUGCCCAAAAUUCUGGUGGUCCACCUCAAACGUUUCUCUUACAACAGAUACUGGAGGGAUAAGCUUGACACAGUUGUGGAAUUCCCAGUCAGAGCAUUGAACAUGUCUGAGUUUGUCUGUGACCUGUCAGCAAGGCCCUACGUGUAUGACCUCAUUGCUGUGUCCAACCAUUACGGAGCCAUGGGAGUUGGUCACUAUACUGCAUAUGCAAAGAACAAACUGAAUGGGAAAUGGUAUUACUUUGAUGAUAGCAGUGUGUCCCUGGCCUCUGAGGAUCAGAUAGUGACGAAAGCAGCUUAUGUGCUAUUUUACCAGCGUCGAGAUGAUGAAUCUUAUAAGACACCUUCACUCAGCAAUUUUCCAGGUUCCUCUGAUGGAGGGUCGAGACCAAGCAGUUCACAGCAGGGCUUUGGGGAUGAUGAGUCUUGUAGCAUGGACACCAACUGACAUUGCUUGGCCACCCUGCAGCACCAGUGCAGUCCCUCAGGAGGACAUCUUUCACAUUCUGAAAACUGCUUGUGUUCAGUCUAAAUAGCAGAUAAGGAAAUUCCCUUCUUUUAUGAGCAGAAGGAAAAAAAAAGACCCUCUUUGCUUGGAAGGGUUAUGUCAAGAGGCUGAAUUAUUUUUCUUUUUAAACAGGUGGUGAGAAAUUUCUGUAAAAUCUGUGAAGCUGAAAAGUGGGGUAGGGUGGGGGUGCUCAGGAGUAUGUCUGAUGGAUUCCAAAGAAUGGAGAGGAACACAUUGAGUGUGGUGCAGCUGUGAAGAGCCCACACAGCACUGCCCGAACUCCUGGAUUUCUGCUUCUGGUGCUGAUACUGCUCCCCAAGUAGUCUGCCCACAGUAAACCAAGUCUCAAGUAAACUUGGUUUGUCCCCUUUACCCUUGC